GGGCGAGGAGCGGCGGGGUCGCGGGCCAUGGACGUGGCGGCGGCGACGCGGGCGAGCCGGGGCGGCGGCGCGGCGCAGAGCCCGCCCGCGGCCAGGUGAGGCUGGGCAGAGCGGGCUCGGGAGCCCGGCCACGGCUGCUGCCGCCGGGCCGCGGGGCGAGGAGGUGGCGGCGGCGCCUGAAGCGGCGCCACAGCAGCCGCGGCGGCCUCGGAGGAAGAGGGGUCGCCACCCGGUGUUCUUGUGACUGCCGCUCGCUCGUCGUCGCAGUAUUUCCUGUUCGGAUUAUCUUUUGCUUCCCCCAGCUGCCUCCUCCUCCUCCUCCUCCUCCUCACACCCACUCCUCCGGGUCCGGGGUCGAAGCUGCCCUCGGCUUUGGCCAGUCACCCCCGCCCGGGGCGCCCGGGUGCCUCGCUCCCGGGCUGCGGGGGAGCCCAGCAGAGACCAUGAGGAAAUUCAAGAAGGUGCUGGACGGCCUGACCGCCGGCUCCUCGGCCUCGCAGCAGCAGCAGCAGCAGCAGCACCCGCCGGGGAACCGGGAGCCCGAGAUCCAGGAAACGCUCCAGUCCGAGCACUUCCAGCUCUGUAAGACUGUUCGACAUGGAUUUCCCUAUCAACCUUCAGCCCUGGCCUUUGAUCCUGUACAGAAGAUCCUGGCAGUGGGAACUCAGACUGGUGCUUUAAGGCUCUUUGGUCGUCCGGGAGUAGAAUGUUAUUGCCAACAUGACAGUGGAGCUGCUGUUAUUCAGCUCCAGUUCCUGAUUAAUGAGGGAGCUCUUGUGAGUGCCUUGGCUGAUGACACCUUACACUUAUGGAAUUUACGUCAAAAAAGACCUGCCAUACUGCAUUCACUUAAAUUUUGCCGAGAAAGGGUUACAUUUUGCCAUCUGCCUUUCCAGAGUAAGUGGCUCUAUGUGGGCACUGAACGAGGUAAUAUACAUAUUGUCAAUGUGGAGUCCUUCACACUCUCAGGCUACGUCAUUAUGUGGAAUAAAGCCAUUGAACUAUCAUCUAAAUCUCACCCAGGACCUGUUGUCCACAUAAGUGAUAAUCCAAUGGAUGAGGGAAAGCUUUUGAUUGGUUUUGAAUCUGGAACAGUAGUCUUAUGGGAUCUCAAAUCAAAGAAAGCCGACUAUAGAUACACAUAUGAUGAGGCUAUUCACUCAGUUGCUUGGCAUCAUGAAGGAAAACAGUUUAUUUGUAGUCAUUCAGAUGGCACCUUGACCAUAUGGAAUGUGAGGUCCCCUGCUAAGCCUGUACAGACAAUCACACCACAUGGAAAACAGUUAAAGGAUGGGAAGAAACCAGAACCUUGCAAACCUAUCCUCAAGGUGGAGUUCAAAACGACAAGAUCUGGGGAACCUUUUAUUAUUUUAUCAGGAGGUUUGUCAUACGAUACUGUGGGAAGAAGACCUUGCUUAACAGUAAUGCAUGGGAAAAGUACUGCUGUGCUGGAGAUGGACUAUUCAAUUGUUGACUUCCUAACACUAUGUGAAACACCAUACCCAAAUGAUUUUCAAGAACCAUAUGCUGUUGUUGUUCUUCUAGAAAAGGAUUUAGUACUUAUAGACCUUGCACAAAAUGGAUAUCCUAUAUUUGAAAACCCCUACCCUUUGAAUAUACAUGAGUCCCCUGUUACAUGUUGUGAAUAUUUUGCUGAUUGUCCUGUGGAUCUUAUUCCUGCACUUUAUUCUGUUGGAGUUAGACAGAAACGUCAAGGUUACAGCAAAAAGGAAUGGCCCAUCAAUGGAGGUAAUUGGGGCUUGGGUGCUCAAAGUUACCCAGAAAUAAUUAUUACAGGGCAUGCUGAUGGGUCAGUUAAGUUCUGGGAUGCCUCUGCAAUAACUCUACAAGUAUUAUAUAAACUAAAAACAUCUAAAGUAUUUGAAAAGUCAAGAAAUAAAGAUGACAGACCAAAUACAGACAUUGUAGAUGAAGAUCCAUAUGCCAUUCAGAUCAUCUCCUGGUGCCCAGAAAGUAGAAUGCUGUGCAUAGCUGGAGUUUCAGCUCAUGUCAUUAUUUAUAGAUUCAGCAAACAGGAAGUGAUUACAGAAGUUAUUCCGAUGCUUGAAGUUCGAUUGUUAUAUGAGAUAAAUGAUGUGGAUUCUCCAGAGGGUGAGCAGCCACCACCUUUGUCAACCCCUGUAGGAAGUUCUAAUCCUCAACCCAUUCCUCCUCAGUCUCAUCCAUCUACCAGUAGCAGUUCAUCUGAUGGACUUCGUGAUAAUGUACCUUGUUUAAAAGUUAAAAACUCACCACUUAAACAAUCACCAGGUUAUCAGACAGAACUAGUUAUUCAGUUGGUAUGGGUGGGUGGAGAACCACCACAACAAAUAACCAGCUUGGCGGUCAAUUCUUCCUAUGGACUGGUGGUUUUUGGCAACUGUAAUGGCAUUGCCAUGAUUGACUACCUCCAGAAAGCAGUACUGCUGAACCUGGGCACCAUUGAAUUAUAUGGCUCUAAUGAUCCUUACCGCAGAGAACCCCGAUCUCCUCGUAAAUCUCGUCAACCUUCAGGAGCAGGUCUCUGUGAUAUUAAUGAAGGGACUGUAGUCCCAGAGGAUCGCUGCAAAUCUCCAACUUCUGCAAAGAUGUCAAGGAAGUUAAGCUUGCCUACUGACCUGAAGCCUGAUUUAGAUGUAAAAGAUAAUUCCUUCAGCAGAUCACGGAGUUCAAGUGUAACAAGCAUAGACAAAGAAUCCCGAGAAGCAAUCUCUGCUCUUCAUUUCUGUGAAACUUUUACUCGAAAGACAGAUUCAUCCCCUUCCCCGAGUCUAUGGGUUGGAACAACACUAGGAACGGUGCUUGUCAUUGCACUGAACCUUCCCCCAGGAGGAGAGCAAAGACUUCUUCAGCCUGUGAUUGUUUCUCCAAGUGGUACUAUAUUGAGAUUAAAAGGUGCAAUCUUGAGAAUGGCAUUUCUGGAUACAACAGGCUGCUUAAUGCCACCUGCAUAUGAACCCUGGAAAGAACAUAAUGUUCCUGAAGAAAAGGAUGAAAAAGAAAAAUUGAAAAAACGGCGGCCUGUCUCAGUUUCUCCCUCCUCUUCUCAGGAAAUUAGUGAAAACCAAUAUGCAGUGAUAUGUUCUGAAAAGCAAGCAAAAGUAAUCUCACUGCCAACCCAGAACUGUGCUUAUAAGCAAAACAUUACAGAAACCUCAUUUGUGCUUCGUGGAGAUAUUGUAGCAUUGAAUAACAGCAUCUGCCUUGCAUGUUUCUGUGCUAAUGGCCAUAUUAUGACUUUUAGUCUGCCAAGUUUAAGGCCUCUGUUGGAUGUGUAUUACUUGCCUCUCACCAAUAUGCGGAUAGCCAGAACAUUCUGCUUCACCAACAAUGGACAAGCAUUAUAUCUGGUUUCACCUACAGAAAUUCAGAGGCUUACAUAUAGUCAAGAGACCUGUGAAAAUCUUCAGGAAAUGUUGGGUGAACUCUUCACUCCUGUAGAAACACCUGAAGCACCAAACAGGGGAUUUAAAGGCUUAUUUGGAGGUGGUGCACAGUCCCUUGAUAGAGAAGAACUAUUUGGAGAGUCAUCCUCAGGAAAGGCUUCACGGAGUCUUGCACAGCAUAUCCCUGGCCCUGGUGGCAUUGAAGGUGUGAAAGGGGCAGCCUCUGGAGUUGUUGGUGAAUUAGCACGAGCCAGGUUGGCCUUAGAUGAAAGAGGGCAGAAGCUCAGUGACUUAGAAGAAAGAACGGCAGCUAUGUUAUCAAGUGCAGAUUCAUUUUCAAAACAUGCUCAUGAGAUGAUGUUGAAAUACAAAGAUAAAAAGUGGUACCAGUUCUGACAACCAGAAUCCAAUUAAGUCCAACUUCAACCAGAAGGAAAAAAAUUUUCCUUUUUUAUUUCACUGAUUGAUUUAAGAAAGUUAACAUUAAAGGGAUGUUCAUCACUGAGUACUUUCUAGCACAAUCAUGCACUGUUUUAUCUCAGUCACUUGUCAUUAACUGAGGAGUCUUCACACACACACACACACACACACACACUCUCAAACUGAAGUAUAUGGUGUGUGCAGACUGGAGUUGACAAUUUGGGUUCUAACCAGAUCACAUGUGACAGAUGAAGAAACACAGGGGGAAGCUGAGGAGACAUGGCAGGGACUAUUCCUUGGAUCAUUCCUGUAUUAAACUUUCAUAUGCCAAAAGAUUUCAUGCCAUUGUAUCUGCCAUCAGUGUUUGACCUGUUUUGGGGAGAGGCAGUAAGUCCAAAGUCCUGAAACUGAAACAGUUUAUGUCAUCGGACUGGAUUAUAAACAGCUGUAUUGGACUUUCCCUCCCUUAAAUUGACUGGUCAUCAGUAUCAUUAGUGAAAAAGAAACAAACUGUUUCCUUGUCUUUAGACUAAGCUGAAUGGUGGGCUUUAAAUAAUAAAAUCAUACACAUACUUGACUUGUGUAUGGGCUACUCUUGGAUUCUUGUUAUUAUAUACUUGUGUUUAGUUCAUACUUUGUCAAAAGCAAAACAAGGUGAUACAUCACUUUUCAUUGAAAAGAAAAGUGUAGAGCAUGACUGAAUUGCUCAUCAUUCUGGGAGUUUCCAUGUAGUGGCUAUGCAGUGUGGAAAGUGAGAAAAACCUCCAUUGUGGUGAGGAGAAUACUUCAAUGUCCUUUGUCCUCAUUCUCAUUAAUUCAGCUAAAGGUGGAUUUGACCAAAAUAGUUACUGGUUAAAUUUGUAGAAAAGUUGAAAUUGGCUAAGUUUUUAAUUUUGCUUGAAUUUUUAUAAAAUGUUUAACCAAAUGUACCUUUGCAUUAUUUAAUUAAAAUUGCUAAAAAAAAAAAAAAGUUUCAUUAUUUCAGUAAAAUGUUCAGCUCCCCUUUUAAAAUGCCCUUUACUUGCUAACAGUUCCAAUACACUCAGGUGAUGAGCCAGUUAAAUCUUAGUGCACAUGCUAUCGCAUGGAAACUAUAAGCAUCUGUUGUCAAUAAGUAUCUAUAUAAGAGUCUAGUCUGAUGACCUACAAAAUAUUUGCUGUAUAAAUAUACUAAAAAUCUGUACAUAUCCUUUCAAGGUUUUAAAAAGCCAAAGAAAAGGAAAAUACUUACACUUUGGUAACAAAAUUAUUUCUGUAAUGGAAUACAAUGCAAAUUGAGAUAGCAGUGGACAAUAGAAUAGCAUUACAGACAGGAAAAAAAUUACUCCAUAGAUCUGGAAGCAAGUAAUAUAAUAAUACAGACUAAUCUGAGAUUAUAAUUGAUGGUUGUUAAAGCGGCAAAGGAAGAUCAAAAUAGAAGCAUUAAAAUUAAUGUUAAUGAAAUUUUAAUAUUGUCUUCUAUAAAAAUGUUUUAAAUAUUUUUUUCAUUAAGAGAUUAUCAGAGCACAAAUUGACUGCGAACAUGAUUGUUUUUCUAUUCCAUAUGAUUAUUAAAGCUAUAUGUAGAACAUCUUUUUCAUGCACUCUGUUAUGCAUAUGUUCUUUACACUUUUCACUAAGAAAACUUUUGUUUACAUUUUAUAAUGUACUGCUGGAUAUAAAAGUUUACAUUAAAGUUUACUUUAAAUAUCAUUGGGUAGGAACUAAAUAUAUGUGAUGUGUGAUAUAGAUUAUAAAUCAAGUCAAAAGAAAUAUUUUUAAAAUACAGUAAUUUUCAAAAGCGUUUGGAUUUGUAGAAAGUGCUGAUGAAUAACAGUUCUGUUUAAUUACUAUCAGCUGUAUGUGAACAUUCAGCAGUUUACAAAUUGCUUAAUUUGUAUAUUAUUCAAUAAACCCAUUGUUUCACCAUACGUCACAGAUUAGAUUAUUUUUAUAGGUAUAGUUUGGUGGUGAAUAUCAUCAAUAAAAUCAGUUAUAGAUUUGAAAAAGUUAAGAAGCAUUAAGUAAGUUAAUAUACUGGUUGAUUGUCCAUUUGGAAGGUCAUAUUAACUUUAUUUUAUUUGCUGUGUUUUUCUUCGUUAUUUGUAUGACAGCUUCAUUUUUACUGUUAUUUUUCUUGUUGUAUAUAAAAUGAACCAAACAUGUAAUUAUUUCCAAAUUAGAAAAGUAAAUAGAUUUACCUAAGAUGGAUUUUAUAAGAAAAUCUUAAAUCAGUGUUUUGAGUUUUUUAUUUUUAAAUUAUGCACAGCAAACUAGAGACUCAUUUAGCAUUAGAAAGCAUAAACUACUUUUAAGUAUAGGAAAUGAACUUCUCAGAGUUCUACUUGAUUCAGUCUGUAGAUAAGAGUCUGUAUUAAUAACUAACCCAGGGAAUUUAUUGUAAUUUGAGAGAUAUUUUUUUAAUGCAAAAAGUAGUAGUCACCAGCAAGCCAGGAUUUCAGGAAAAAUAACAAAAAAAAAAAAAAUGAAGAAGGAAAGGAAAGAAAGAAGAAAAAAAUGUCAAAAUAGAAAACAACAGAAAGAUUAAAAACUUUUGUGUGCUUUCUCCAUGUCUUCAACAUUGUUUUGUUGCAUUUGUCCUUGACUCUAAAAUCAUUGAAGUAUUCAUCAGUGAGCUUUUGUCAAUAGAAAGUGGUUUCCCCUUUAAGUACCACAUACCCAAUUUGUUUCACUUUGCACAACUAAAAUCCAUACACAUUGCUUAGAAAGUCAUUUAAAAUCUUAUACUCUUUUAACAAAUUCUGUGUAAUAUAUCCCUUUGAAAUUUUGCAUUAACACCCUUGGUUUGCAUUUUAAUCAUAUGAAGUGUAUCCAAAAAUUCAUUAUAAAUUCAAAUAAGCUAAUUACUAACUUCUUAAUUUGAUUUUUUAAUGGAUGUGAAACAAUGCUGCUAUAUGUCUCUGUUAUGUGUGUAAAUAUGUUGUGAUUUAAUUAAGCAUAGUACUUUAAAGAAAGAAGCAUUUCCUUUACUUACAACUUCUUGUAGGUUCCUCUGAAGUUAUUUCAUGUAAAGAUAUGUGUCUUAAACAAGUCUGAAAGUGUUAUAUACUUUUAGCUUACAGGCGAUACUGCAGAAACAACUGAGGAAAGGAAUAUGUGGAAGAUACCACAGAGUUCAGAGUUUUACCCUGAGUUCUAUAUUGCAUAUAUGUUUUGCUUAAGGCAUUUCUCAUGUGACAAUAGAAAAGCUAUAUCCAAAGGUAAAUUUUUUGUGGCAAAGACUUAUUUUACACUUUAACUUUGGGGAUUUUGUUUAUUUGUUUCUGCAAAAUAAAGAGCACUGAACUUUAAACUUGAAUUUUUUUCUGCACUUUUUUAGGUAAGGAAAAUUUUUUAUUAUCAUUUAAUCCAUUUCUCAGUUUAAAUCAAGUAAUCCAUUAUAUUAAAAAAAUACCAAAAUCAUAAAUAUGCUGCUAACUGCACCUUAAACAAUCUGAUCAGUUUUAAAACCUUAUUUAAUAGGGUUUUAUAUAGUUAAAGAUAAAAAGAAGUAAAAUUAUUUCCUGUAUGUUUCAGUGUUCUUAGUCUUAAAUUAUUGCAACACUUUCAGAUUUGUUUUACAAUCAUAUGGUAACAUGUUAUAUUUAUACAUACUGCUAGAGAAUAUACUUUUAGUUUUAAAAUGGAAUUUUUAUAAAUGUACUCUUUAAUUUUAAAAAUGGUGAACUUGUUAAGUUUUAAGUCAAAGUACUUAAAAAGUAUGUAUAUUAUCCAUACAAAAAGUUAUGUUUUACGCUUAUAAUAAGAAAUAUUGAUAUCUCAUAUCGAGAUACAAUUAAUUUUAAAAAUCAUUCAUCAUUUAAAGUCUUCACACAUCAGGAAAGAUAUUAUUGCUAUGGUUAAAAAUACAAAACAAAUCUCUAUUGAGCAUUUUCAAAUAUUAUUUUUAUUUUGGGGGAAAAUGCCCACAACAAUAAUUUCAAGGUCUUUCUCAAUAGCUACAGCUUGCUGUUGGAUGCCUACUUUACCUAUUGUUUUAAAAUAUAGAUAUAGAUAUAUAGAUAUAUAUAUAUAUUUAAAAUAGUUUUCCAGGUAUUUUCUUCUACCUUUUUUAAAAUAAAUUUCCAAAAAAUUAAAACAGAGUUUAUGUAUUUUUGUCAAUGAAGGUUUUUAUUUUGUAGUUUAUAGAAUUUAUUCCUUAUCAGUUUGAUACUUGAUCAAUAUUCCUAGGCUUUUUAAAUCUGUAUUUACUUUGAAAAAGAACACUCCUGUAUCUUAAAUGUCCUUUUUUUUCUUUUUCUUUUUCCUCUUAGAGAACUCUUUGAUUGAAAUUGAUGCCCACAAAAAUGUCUCUUUUUUUCAUUUAAAAAUGAAUGUGAAGAUAUGUUUACAGCUUUUGUUCAUUGCUCUUCUCAUCAUUCUGAUCAAUUUCUUGUAAAGUGCUAUAAGGAUUAUUUUUUUUGUGAAUAUUAAUGAUCUUAUGCUGCCUCCGAAAUUUCAAAGAUUCUGUGAACAGUAAACAGUUGUUGCAACCAAAAAAAAAGGGAAAACUAACCAUUCUCAACUGAAUUGAAUUAAAUGAUUUUCAUAAUUCCCAAAUAUCAGGGUUAUGAUACUGCUUUCUUUAGUUACUAAUAACAGUCUUAAAUUUUAUUAGGCAUGGUUCAUUUAUAAAUUGAAUAGAGUAAUCUAGGACUACUUGUAAGUGCUCUUUUUAAUUUUCUCUUUACGUCAAGAAAAAAAAAAAUCAUGAAUGUCAGUUUUGCCAGUACUUUGCAGUGAGGCUUAUAGUUUAAGUUAAAAUUUUAUAAUAUGUGUAAAUACAUCAGUAUUACUUUAUUGUAGGUCGUUUGACUCAGGCAUUUGAAAAGGGAUGUAUAUUAAUGGCAGUGGAAUUCUGUUUAUUUUAAUUUUGUUUUUUAAAAUACUUUUGCUGUUUUGUGUUGUUCAACUGAAAACAAUGUAAGGAGUUGAAACAGACUCAAUAUAUCAAUGGAAAGCAAUGCAAAGAAGAUAAAUCAUGUUUUAAUUUCUUUCAUUUAUUUUUUUGUAAAUAAACAGUACUGCGAUUC
Messenger RNA from Sciurus carolinensis (gray squirrel), 8818 nucleotides. It is a transcript of the gene Stxbp5, whose product is annotated as syntaxin binding protein 5. Gene Ontology annotation, cellular component: cytoplasm; plasma membrane; SNARE complex. Gene Ontology annotation, biological process: regulation of protein secretion; regulation of exocytosis. The record is from RefSeq and is a predicted model, not a curated record. Gene Ontology annotation, molecular function: GTPase activator activity; myosin II binding; syntaxin binding. Lineage: Eukaryota; Metazoa; Chordata; Mammalia; Rodentia; Sciuridae.